AUGAAGAGCGAGGAGCGUUCCGGCAAUGCGGCGAAUGAGGGCCAAGGUGCAAUAUCUCAGCUAGGUAGUGACGGUAACAGCGAGCUCGAAGACAGUGUGUAUCCCAGUAGCCGGCUACGAGAUGGUGAAUGCGGGCGACUGGAAGGUGUGAGGAUGUAUUGUAGCGGAGACGUGGUCGAAACAAAUGGCGAUGCUGCGUUGCGAGAAAGACAAGAGACGAUGCUAUGGCGUAAUUACGAUGCGAGUGAGGACGAAGAGAAAAGGAAGCGAGGAGUACGCCGCGAGACAGCAAGACAAUGCUAG
This is a messenger RNA of Pseudozyma hubeiensis SY62, 303 nucleotides long. RefSeq lists its product as hypothetical. Lineage: Eukaryota; Fungi; Basidiomycota; Ustilaginomycetes; Ustilaginales; Ustilaginaceae. Bases 1 to 303 code for a protein of 100 amino acids. The transcript has a single exon. The record is from RefSeq and is a predicted model, not a curated record.